Molecule: messenger RNA, 2137 nt
Organism: Mercurialis annua (annual mercury)
Lineage: Eukaryota; Viridiplantae; Streptophyta; Magnoliopsida; Malpighiales; Euphorbiaceae
Product: U-box domain-containing protein 40-like
Exons: 1
Coding region: 217-1842 (541 amino acids)
Biological process (GO): protein ubiquitination
Cellular component (GO): nucleus; cytoplasm
Molecular function (GO): ubiquitin-protein transferase activity; protein binding
Source: RefSeq, a predicted model, not a curated record
UACACUGAAAUUUGAUGAGAAUUAAUCUAAUUUGAGCCGAAAAACCAGAGAAAAUGAUAAUCUUCAAGAGAAUCUCGUUUUAUCAAAUCCUAACCCUAACAAACUUCCUCUCUUCUCCCAGACUUAGUCUUCACUAUCAUAUCUUCUGCAACAAACCCUAAUCUACAUUUGAACAUGAACAUACAGCCAAACAAAAACAACACCACCUAGCUAACAAUGGAGUUUCAAGAAGCUUUAGUAAGGCUACUCGUACAUAACCACAAACCCAAAUCGAAAAAAUCAUCAAAAGGGUCAUCAGUUCUUGAAAAAAAUCAUCGUCGUCAUCACCGCGAAGAAUCUAUUGAUCAUCAAAAGCAGCAGCAUCAGCACAGUAAUCAAUGGAAGAUUGUUUCUUCUAAAAAAUCUUCGUCGGAUAAACCCGAAUCAGAAACUAUCCCGAAAGAGUUUGUUUGUCCGAUUUCGGGUUCUUUAAUGAAUGAUCCUGUUAUUGUUUCGUCUGGUCAUACGUUUGAACGUUCUUGUGUUCAAGCGUGCAGUACUCUUGGUUUUAUACCUAUUUUAACCACGGAUGAUGAUCAUACUUCAGUUCCUGAUUUUUCGUCUGUUAUUCCCAAUUUGGCUCUCAAAUCCACCAUUGUCAACUGGUGUGAUAAACACUCUCUUGAUCCGCCGAAAUCUAUAGAUUUCUUCUCCGCAGAGAAGAUUGUCCGUGCGAAAAUGAAGCUUUCCCAACAACAACAUGUACUACAUCAUCCGCAACACAAAGAGACAAAUUCUAUACAUUUGAAUCAGAACUACUCGUCGAGCUCACUCGAAUCAAUCGAGUCUAUAGGCGUGUUACAGUCCACAACUCGGCCAAGUUGCUUCAUGUCCAAUUCGUUUUCUUCGUCGGACAUCGAUGUAAUCAUUACUCAAGAGGAAGAAGAACAAGACGAGAUCAUUAAAAAACUGAAGAGCCCACAAGUGUUCGAGAUUGAAGAAUCGCUUAUUUCGUUACGAACAAUUACAAGAACAAAAGAAGAAUCAAGAACUCAUCUCUGCACGCCGAGAUUACUACAAACUCUACGUCCUUUGAUCACUUCAAGGUACACAAACAUUCAAGUUAACUCGGUUGCAUUAUUGGUUAAUUUAUCAUUAGAAAAAUCAAAUAAAAUUAAGAUUGUAAGAUCAGGAAUUCUUCCAUUUUUAAUUGAUGUUUUAAAGGGAGGUUUUCCAGAUGCACAACAGCAUGCUAGUGGUGCAAUCUUUAGUUUAGCCAUUGAUGAUCAUAACAAAACUGCUAUUGGUGUAUUGGGUGCUUUGCCUCCACUUUUACGUUUGUUAAGAUCGAACACUGAGUGGACUCGGCGUGACUCGGCCUUGGCAUUGUAUCAUCUCUCACUCGUUCAAAGUAAUAGGACUAAGCUUGUUAAACUCGGGGCAGUACCCAUACUUUUGGGUAUGAUCAAGUCGGGUAAUAUGAGAAGUCGGGUUUUACUUAUAUUAUGCAACUUGGCUUCGUGUUUGGACGGGCGGGCCGCGAUGUUGGAUUCGGGUGGGGUGCAUUGUUUGGUGGGGAUGUUGAAGGGUAAUGAGUUGGAAUCUGAGUCAACACGGGAGAGUUGUGUAUCCGUGUUGUAUGCACUGAGUCAAAGCGGGUUGAGAUUUAAAGGGUUGGCGAAGGCUGCCGGAGUGAUCGAGGUGUUGGAAAAACUCGAGAAGUCGGGGAGGGAACAAAGCAGGGAAAAGGUAAGAAAUAUUUUGGAAAUACUGAAAGAGAAAGAAGAAAAGGAAGAAAACGAAGAGAUAAAUUGGGAGGAGUAUUUGCUAAACUCGGAACUAAAAUCGAGAUCUCAGUGCUAACUCGGUGUUAACUCAGUGGUUUUUGAAGGAUGAGUUAAGUGAAAACUCAUCCUGGUUAUGAGUUGGUAUUUUGGGUUUGAAUUAAUUAUUUUAAUUUGGCUACUUUUUGGUUGUGGAGUUUUAUUUUAAUUUUUUUGGUUUCUUUUGGCACUUACCUUUUGCUUUCCAUAAUUCCUACCAAAAGUGAUGGGCAAUAAAAAGUGUAAAUAAUGUCAAAAAGAUUGAUUCUCAAGAACAAUGUUCAACAAAACUUUGUUUGUGUUUUUGCUUUUGUAAUAAUGUCUUUCCUCUUUCA